Molecule: messenger RNA, 318 nt
Organism: Ambispora leptoticha
Lineage: Eukaryota; Fungi; Glomeromycota; Glomeromycetes; Archaeosporales; Ambisporaceae
Source: the annotation of a GenBank genome assembly
AUGAGUGAUGAAUUAGGACAGGAAGACGUGGAAGAUGUGGAGAUUAAUAAUCUCCGCACGGCCGAAAAUUUAGGAUAUGACAAUGUAAAGUAUCGCGAUCAUCCGGGUAGUAAUGGAAAUAACAGCACGAUUGCUGAUGAAGAAGAUGAUCAUGCAAUUUUUGAUAUUGGCGAUGAUCCAGAUGGCGAAGAUUAUUUCGAUCAAAGACACAGUGUUGAUGCUGAAAAUACUCACCGGAAUAGUGGGCAAGAUUUUCCAAGAAUGAGUGAAGACGAGGAAGGAUUACGUCUUCAGCAGGAAAUUAAUAAAUUAAAUUAA